UUUACUUAUUAUGAAUUUGUUGAAUAAAAGAGACAGACUCUCAAAGGCCAAAUGUCUCUCCUAACAAGAACUAAAAAAGGCAAAUGUCUCUUAUAACAAAAAAACAAGAGGGUGAACAAAAAUGUUUGUGAGACAAGAAUCAGAUUCUUAGCAUACCCAACAAUCAAUACAUAGUGUGACAAUAUAAUAAUAUAUAACUUUGAUACAAUCGAGUAGCUGCAGGGGAAUCGUUCUUUCCUUCACCUUGCAAACUUUCUAAUUUCGUCCGGUUCAAGCCACUGUUUCAUUACGAUCCUCCAUAUUAAUUCAAUCACUCUAUAAAAGUGGUGCAUAGAAACGUACACACUACCUAGCUCAUACAAUAACGAUUCUAAUUUACAUAGACAUAUAUACAUCAAAUCGAUUGAUUCUUUAUAUUGAAAUGGUGUUGAAUUGGGGACCAGUCUUAAUGUCGGUAUUUCUGUUCAUCGUAUUGACGCCUGGAGUAUUGUUUCAGCUUCCAGGGAAGACCAAAGUGGUUGAGUUUGGCGGCUUUCAAACAAGCGGCGCAGCCAUUGUCAUCCACACUCUUAUCUUCUUUGCGUGCAUUACAGUCUCUAUUAUCGCUCUUCAUAUCCACAUCUAUGUUGCCUAAUUAAUUUAACAUUUUAUUGUUUUCUUUCUUCCUCUCGUGAGCUGCUUGUAUCUCUUAACUUCUUAUAUUUUUUGUUAUUGUUUUUUUGGUAAGCUUUGAUUUAUGAUUACCAUUUAAGUACUUGUAUUGGAAUUACAAUAAAUCCUUUUUCUUUAUUGUUU
Arabidopsis thaliana (thale cress) is the source of this 795-nucleotide messenger RNA. RefSeq names its product peroxidase (DUF 3339). NCBI's taxonomy places the organism in Eukaryota, Viridiplantae, Streptophyta, Magnoliopsida, Brassicales, Brassicaceae. The record is from RefSeq and is marked reviewed. The coding region runs from base 422 to 634 and encodes 70 amino acids. The transcript has a single exon.